AUGCAACUUGAGCAAAGCAUCGACUGCACGCUCCAGGAGUGGACAGAUCUUAAGCUAAAUAACCUUAGGAUCGACCGCAAGCAAAGGAUAACUGAAGACAUUUUCUCAUCUCUUAAGCUUGGAGAGGCUGAGUCAAUAACAGGCACUUGUCUUGCCAAGCAUAGCAUUACAGCCGAGCUCCGUUCUCGUAUGAUUGACUGGAUGAUUGAAGUGCUUGCUCAGUACCGUACUUCUGGGCAAACCUUUUUCCUUGCAGUAAAAAUUAUGGAUAAAUACUUCCAAAAAUGCACUGAAUCUUUACCAGCAACUAAGUUACAUCUAGUCGGUGUAACUUCAAUGUUCAUUGCAUCAAAAUUUGAAGAUAUUUACUCCUUAAGGCUUAAAAUCGUAUACGAGAAGAUCGCUCAUAAAAGACUCUCUGAAAAGUCAAUCAGAAAAAUGGAACAAAAAAUCCUGACUCCCCCCCUCUCUGUGAGUGAACAAAACCAUUGGAAAAAUUCCUAUUUUUUUACCAAAAAACCUACCCUCUGUGAGUGAACAAAAAUUUUUUUAAUAGAAAAAAAAACUUAUAAAAAAAAUUGAUAUAUAAGUGAUAAUUAGUAUAAUGAAAUCUCUAGCUAAAUCUGUUUAAUUUUAAACAAAUUGCGUUUUAAAACAUAAAUUUUAUAAAUUAAAUUAAUAUUUCUUUCCGAUUGUUGCAAAUUAGGAUUUUUUUAAAAUUUCGAAAAAAAAUUAACCCCCUCCGUGAACAAAAUUUUUUUGUUCACUCACGGAAGGAGGGAGAGGAGUGAGAACUCUCAAAUUUGACUUAGCGAUCCCCAAUUGUGCAGAUUUUUUAGGAUAUUUAUGUGAAAUAGUGAAUCCAUCAUUAGCAAUCAGAAGAACAGCAGAGUUAAUUUUGGUUCUUCUGCAGAUUUAUUAUAAUACUGGACUUUUGCCUUCCCAAGAAGCAACUGCAGCCUUAAUAAUUGCAGCGAAUUCUUUGAGACAAGAAAGGCUGGUGCCAAAAAUUUUAGACGCGUCAGAAUGCUCAGAAUUCGAUAUGGCUUUUGUAGUUGAUAGAAUUUUAAGAGGGAUUUAUGAUUUCCCUAGAAAUUUAGGGAGUUUUAAAUCCGCGAUGAAAUUUUUGGGGUUCAGUUUGAUACUAAGAACUCCAGGGCCUCUAUUCGUGUUUGAAGAUUUAGACGUCCAGGCUGACCAAGAGCAGCUGCUAACAAUAUUUAAUUAA
Molecule: messenger RNA, 1228 nt
Organism: Blepharisma stoltei
Lineage: Eukaryota; Ciliophora; Heterotrichea; Heterotrichida; Blepharismidae
Source: the annotation of a GenBank genome assembly